Messenger RNA from Strongylus vulgaris, 543 nucleotides. NCBI's taxonomy places the organism in Eukaryota, Metazoa, Nematoda, Chromadorea, Rhabditida, Strongylidae. The record is from the annotation of a GenBank genome assembly.
AUGUGUCCAAAUGUUCAGAAGAUGGAAUGUCCAACUGUCGAAAAUGUUAAAUUACUGCUCGAAUGCCAAAGGAUUGUGUCUCAAAGUAAGGUUGUUCCACAUAUUCUACUCAUAAAUACAAUUUUCAUCGCUGUUAAGGUUUACUAUGAACGUCUGGUGCAGCGAACGGAGGAUGAAGCUCGAAGAAUUCUAAAUUUUCUCGACGUACCAUGGACGGAUGAUGUGCUGCGACAUGAAGAGAAAAUUGGUAGUGAGGUGAAAUUGAAUCCGGAAGAGUUUUCUACCUCUCAAGUAAAGGAAAAAGUGAAUAAAAAGGCAUUGACUUCAUGGUUUGGUUGCUACUCCGACGAUGUUUUAAAGGAUAUUGAUAAGCUGGCUCCACUAUUACGACAAUUAGGUAAAGAAAAGGAACACAGGAAACGAUAUAUGUGGCAGAGCACUGUGCCUUUUACUUUAGGCUAUAACACAUCAGCUCGAGAGCCCGAUUAUGAAGAGUUUGCAGGAAAAGCGGCAGAUUUCUACUCCAAUGUAUACAAGUUGUAA